AUGGCUUCGGAAGGAGAAGACAUGCGCGACGCUGGACGUGAGAGUCGCGAACGCGGUGACGCGUCGAGGAAGUCACGUCGGUCGAAGGGGUUGCCGCCUGAGGAGCACGCGAGCCUGGACGAGCGCAAGGUAGCCCGGGAGGAGAAGGAGUCGGUGAGUCCGGCCGAGCAAGAUGUCGAAGACGCGCACCAAGUGUCGACUGACGGCGAGCCUGGCGUAGACGCGACGGCGACUCCGGACGGAGCGUCUGUGGGAGGCGCCGAUGUAGAUGAGCCCCAGACGGAGGGUCGAGUUUCGGACUCCUCACCGCCCGGCCAAGAUGGGGGCCAGCAGCCGGAUGCUCGCGCGUCCGCCCGAGAGGAGUCGCUGCCGUCGGUCCCGGAGGAGAAGUCUGGCCAAGACGCGGAUGCGUUGCCGCCACCCGAGGAGAAGGCCUGCAGAAACACUCCGCCCAAGUCGUCGGUGGAGAAGUCGCUGGGUCAAGACGCGGCCAAGGCAUACGUCUCGGCACAAGUUUCCCUGUGGGAGCAGGUUCGGUCUGAACACGUGCUCCCGCCGUGCGUGGAGUAUACCUGGCCAGAUGACCGGCCGGACUCGUUGCCGUGGCUGAACGCUACCCUGGCCACGUCCAAGUACCUGGCAGCCCGCGCGACUCUGGGCAACGAUGUUCAGCCGUGUGUGCUGGAACUCCGCCUGGACCGACGCGACCUGGCCACCGCCCAAGAUGUCGUUGCCGUCGAGAUCUCGGUCGCCGCCUUCACGUCGAGAGAGUGUACGCAUGCGUCCAAGAUCGCGCCGGACCUCGUUCGGAGUCUGGCCGGAGACAUCCAACAUCUCCUGACCGUGGAGCUGAUCGAGUGGCGAACGUUGUACGUCGGGGCGUCGUUCAAGGUGAUCCCAGUUUUGGAAACCAAAGCAAAGUCUGGGCAGACACCUGCCCUGGACUAUCAUGCGGAGGAUCAAGACGGAGAUUUAUUGAUGGACGAUUACGAGAUCAACCAGCUCGGCCGGAACUACGUUCUGCGCCUGCGCGGGGCGGGCAUUCGUUCCGCCAGGAGUUCAAGCGGGUCCUCGGCCGGAGAACCCACGACCAAGCGUCGUCAACACCGGCCACCCCGCGCAGAGCCAUCUCUGCCGGACACUCCGCUCGCCUCGCUCCCGUCCGAGCUGCCACCGUCUUCGACGUCCGCCCAGGAAGAUUCGCCCGAGGUGCCGGCUUCGGACCCUGUCCCGAGCUUGGUCGGCACCACGGAUGAGUCCGCCGGGGGUGCGACGGCCGGGUCGUACGUGUCGAAGAACAGGUCGUCGGCGUCUUCGUCGUCGACGCUGGACUCGGGCGCAGGGGCGCACAUGCCGCUCUCCGGUCCGCUGGCGUUGUCCGCCCGGGCCGCCGGAACCGCUGUGUCAGGUGGGGAGCUUGGCUUCUACCUGACGCGGCAGGUGAUCCCGGAGCGCAAGGUGGUGCCCGACCAGGACGACGUCGACAUGGCGGAUGCUGAAGUGGCAGCCAACGUGAGGUCUGCACGGACAUCUUCGUCCAGGAAUGCGAGGAAGCACCGCGACUCCGGCCGGAGUUCUUCGUCCAGCGAGUCUGACUCGGACAGUGACUGGGGUCGUCGCAGCAGCCGCCACCGACGCUCGUCUAAGCGGUCUUCGCGGAGGCGCUCCCCAUCGCGUCGCUCAAGCCGCUCGGGGCACUCGGGGAAGUCCGGCCGGGCUGGGUCGUCGAUCUCGUCCGGCGCCGCUGAGGCUGCCGUGAGCGCCCUGCACCAGGUGCAGAUGCUCGGCAACAACUUGGAGUCGAUGCGCGAAGAGCUGGCGGCGAAGGAGAAGGCCGCCCAGGAUGUUGAGGUCCGGCGUGCUCUGACCGAGGCAGAGCGGCGUAUCCGCGAAGCCGAGGAGCGCGCUCGCGAGACCGAGAGGCGUUUCCAAGCUCCCACCCAGGAAGCCCCAGGCAUGUCGCCCACGGAGGUUGCGGCCGCCAUCCAGGCAGCCAGCCUCCAGGCCGUGAGUGCCGAGCGUGAGCGCGUGGUGGCCGCCGCUAUGCAGUGGGUGCAGCAGCAGCAGACCGAAGCCGACGCCAAGCGCGAGGUCGAGCGUGCCGCCUGGGCCGCGCAGGCCCAGCGCAACCUGGAAGAGGGCCAAGCGGCGAUGAAGCAGGAGCUCAAGAACAUGCGUGCGACGUCCAAGAACAUGCAAGUGUUCCAGAACGAGCAGAUACGCAACCUUCUUGCGACCGUCGCCGGAGUGGUGCUUCCGGUCAAGUCCCAGGCGGCGCUAUUCACUCCGCCCGAGAUGUAA
This is a messenger RNA of Phytophthora sojae, 2301 nucleotides long. RefSeq lists its product as hypothetical. The transcript has 5 exons. The coding region runs from base 1 to 2301 and encodes 766 amino acids. NCBI's taxonomy places the organism in Eukaryota, Oomycota, Peronosporomycetes, Peronosporales, Peronosporaceae. The record is from RefSeq and is a predicted model, not a curated record.